UCUUCCUCACCCAAUUUCCAAACAACAAAUUCCUCUUCGUUGCUUUGUUUUGCUACUUUCACAGUCAUUUUUCACUUGCAUAGCAAAAAAAGGAAACAGAAAAAGAAAAAAAGAAGUAAGAAAGCUCUGCUCUCUAAUCUUCAAUCAGAAAUAAAAGAUUGAUGUUGUAAUGGAAACCAAAGGUGGUAAGAAGAAUUCUUCUUCUUCUAAUAAUAAUAAUAGCCAUAUCCAAUACGAAGCUCCUCUUGGUUAUAUUAUUGAAGACGUUCGUCCCAACGGUGGGAUCGAAAAAUUCCGUUCUGCUGCUUACUCUAACUGCGUGAGGAAGCCAUCCUGAUAAUCCCUUUAUUCAAUUAUUUUCGCCAAUAAUCCGUAACUUUUUAAAAUAAUUCUCAUUUUUAAAAAUUCUGUUUUUCAUCUUUUACUACUAAAAUGGCUGGUGCUACUACUGUUUCUGUUAUUGGUUUCGAAGGCUAUGAAAAGCGCCUAGAGAUCACAUUUACCGAGCCACCUAUGUUCACUGACCCAAACGGGCUCGGUCUCCGAGCCCUGACUCGGUCACAACUCGACUCAAUCCUCGAACCCGCUUGUUGCACCAUCGUGUCACACCUCUCCAACACUGAGUUUGAUUCCUACGUACUCUCUGAGUCGAGUUUAUUUAUUUACCCUUUAAAAGUCAUUUUAAAAACUUGUGGGACCACAAAAUUGCUUUUGUCAAUUCCUCGGAUUUUAAAACUCGCCGAGAAAUUUUCCCUCGGCGUUGACUCGGUCAAGUACUCACGUGGGACCUUCAUUUUUCAAAAUUACCAACUUACCCCUCACCGUAGUUUUUCCGAAGAAGUGGCAUUUUUGAAUUUGUUUUUCAAAAACGGCCAUGCUUAUGUACUCGGCGAUCUGAGCUCGCUAAGUCGGAACUGGCAUGUGUACGUGGCAAAUGUGGGCGCACGUAAGUUGACCAAUCGGACGGAUGAGAUUACUGUGGAGAUGUGCAUGAUGGGUUUAAAAAGAGAGAAAACGGCCGUCUUUUUCAAAAAAUCGGGAGAGGAUUUUUAUGAAAUGACCAAAAUGUCCGGGAUAAGUGAAAUAAUUCCGAGCCAUGAGAUUUGUGAUUUUGAGUUUGAGCCUUGUGGAUAUUCUAUGAAUGGGAUUGAUGGUGCAGCGUACUCUACGGUGCACGUGACACCAGAGGAUGGGUUCAGUUAUGCCAGCUAUGAAGCCAUGGGGUUAGACCUCGGGUCCAUUGGGCUUGAGCCGUUGAUCAAGAGGGUGCUGACGUGUUUCGAGCCAGCUGAGUUCAGCGUGGCCGUCACGUGCCAUGGUGGGUCCCAAUUGGAUAUUUUUGCUGACGUGGAUGGAUACUCGUGUGACAAUUGUGUCAAGCAAGAUUUGCCAGGUGGCGAGUAUAUAGUCUAUCGGUGUUUCACCAUGGCGGCGGAGGGAGGAUGCGCGGUCCACGCGGCCGCCAACUCCGAUUCCAAGACAGCGGACCACUCCGAUUCGAUGAUGGUGGCGCAUUGCUGGAAGGAAUUGGUGAAGGCGGAGGCGGUUAGGGUCUAAUGAUUGGCAUGUUGUUAUAGCAGCAGUUUGUUAAUAUUUUCAUUUUAGUUUAAUUAGGUCCUUGUGUUUUGGAGUAAAUGGACUUGUAGUCCUACUCAAUCAAGUGCAGUCCAAUCCAGUCCAGUCUUCUCUUUGUAGUAAUUGUUUGUCUGUGCCUUGAUAUGAGGCUACUCAAAUAGUGGAGUAUUUGUUACUGCAAAAACUAUGCCUGUUCUCAUGAAUUAAAAUUUGUAAACUUUUAAA
Molecule: messenger RNA, 1800 nt
Organism: Nicotiana tabacum (common tobacco)
Lineage: Eukaryota; Viridiplantae; Streptophyta; Magnoliopsida; Solanales; Solanaceae
Product: S-adenosylmethionine decarboxylase proenzyme-like
Biological process (GO): spermine biosynthetic process; spermidine biosynthetic process
Cellular component (GO): cytosol
Molecular function (GO): adenosylmethionine decarboxylase activity
Source: RefSeq, a predicted model, not a curated record